UUUUUUUUUUUUUUAACUUUCCAGAUUCUUUCAAUCAUCUCAGACUCAGCCAGUCUACGUGCAGAAAGACAUGUUUAUGCCAUCAUAACUAGGGGGGGGAAAGGAAAACGCAUCACUAAAGUAACAUGGAACCUCAUCGCAAGAACGCAAGCAAAACUCUGGUCUACUUUUGCGUGUGCGCGGCUUUAUUUGUGGCUAUCGAAGCCCAGUAUGAGAAAUACAGUUUCAGGAGCUAUCCGCAGAGCGAACUGAUGCCCCUAGAAACUGCCUACGGGUACGCACUGGAUCAAUAUGCAGCUGAAAACUGGAAGGACAGCAUUAAAUACCUGGAGAUGAGUUUACGAAUACACCGACUGCUGAAGGACAGCGAGUCGUUUUGCAGCCACAACUGCAGCAAAGUCGGCAGAGACCAGCAGGAUGCUCUCCUUGUGGACAGCGAGCUCCGGGCUUUUAAUCAUGUCUUACAAAGAGCCUUCUGCUUAAAGAAGUGCAAAGCCAGUUCCCCCGUGUUCUCUGUCGCCUACCCUCGUAAAGACAUCCUGGACGCGUUUUAUAACAGGAUGCCUUACAGGUAUCUGCAGUUCGCCUAUUUUCAGGGGAACAACCUUGAAAAGGCUGUGUCUGCAGCUCACACCUUCCUGCAGAGAAACCCCGAAGACCCUAUGAUGCUGAAGAACCUCAACUACUUCAAGACCCUCUUCGAGGUGGAUGAAUACCUCAUCGACCUGGAGGAGCAGCCCUACCAGAGCCUGUUCGUGAAGUCAGUGAAGCUGUAUAACGCAGGCGAUUUCCGCAGCAGCAUUGCUGGGAUGGAGCAGGCAGUCAGUGAAUAUUUCCAGGUAUAUGAGCUGUGCCUGGCAGCCUGUGAGGGUGCCCACGAGGUCAGGGAAUUUAAGGACUUCUACCCCGCUGUGGCAGAUCACUACACGGACGUUCUAGAGUGCAAAGUGAAGUGCGAGGGCAGCCUCGCUCCCAACGUGGGGGGCUUCUUCGUGGAAAAGUUUGUGGCCACCAUGUAUCACUAUCUCCAGUUCACCUAUUACAAAUUGAACGAUGUUAAGAAUGCAGCGCCGUGUGCUGCCAGUUACCUGCUGUUUGACUCCCAAGACGAGAUCAUGCUUCAGAACAUGGUUUACUAUCGCUUCUACUGGGAGCAGUGGGGCUUGGAGGACAAUGACUUCAGACCCAGACCUGAAGCUCUUCAGUACUUUAACCAGACCACCAUGCAGAAGCAGAUGCUGGAGUUUGCACAGCACUACCUCCAAUCGGAUGACGAGGAUGUGGUGAGCCCUGAAAUGACAGAGAUCUCCUCAGACGAGCCCCCAGAUUCUGAGUUUGAGGGUGUUGGAGAUUACGAGGAAUCCAUCUACGCUAAGUGGUGGCAGGAACCAAAAAGCAAGGGUGACGCGGGGGAGCCUUAUGUCUGACACACCACUGGACUCAUACGAAUUCUGUUAUCUCUGCACACUGGUUUCAUCAGGCAACCAGCUCCUCCCUGGCCAUCCCAAGUGAACUAUUCCCUCAUGCCUGUGCAGCAACGACAAAAUAGAAAUAAUCCCUCUUUUCCACUGUACAGCUGAGCCGCGCAGACUGGUUGUGUUUCCACUGCAGGGCCCAAGCCAUGCAGCUGACGUGACACGCAAUGAACGCGCUGAGUCGCACGUAGAUGAUGCGGUAUUAAGAGCCGUCGUGCUUUGAGUUGAGAAUGGCGGAUCCAGAGGCUAUGCCUGUGUUUUUCAUAUAUUACUGAAUACAAGCGAAAUGUACUGGAUUCUCCUCCGACUCGCCGUGCGCCAUGUCGUUCGUCUGCCUCAAGUGUAAUGACGAAAAUCAUUAACUCUGCCCCUGGCUCUGCUCGGCUCCCAGCCAGAUUCAGAUGCGUUGCGAGGCCAGAGUUUCACGGUUUUGUUCUCGCUCAGCUCGACAGAUAGCCAAUGGAAAAGCAUCUGCCUGGGGCCAUCACGGCUUACAUGCGCCAGUGGAAAAGAGGUUUUAAAGGGAAAGUAAAUGAAGUGCAAGUAAAGAUGAAGAUGAAGUGCAAGUAAAACCAGUUUGUAGUGUCCUAGUCAUUUUAAGUCUGCAUUUAAAGUGUGCAUGCUUUAUAAAACUGUUAAGUUGUGGUCAGAUUCCUUAAAAUCACAUCAAGCCAUUUUAAAUCUGAAAAGUGUUGCUCUACUUCACUGCACUGCACAGACCCAAGCUUUUUUUUUUUUUUAUUUCUUCAGAAUCGGGUUUUGCAAAAAUCAAAAUACAAUUCUGAAACCAGCUCCCCUUUAAGGUGUUAGUGUUCACCGUUGACUGUAACAGGAAAUGAUUGUGCUGUUAUUUAAAAAUACAUAUAUAUUUCACAUAACCCAGGCCAUUUUUUUAGGGAGAUGUUUGAUUUUUUAAAAAAAAAUUAUUUAAAAGACAACUGUAAAAUAAAAUAAAAUAAAAUAAAUGACGUGGAAUGUCCACUUGUAGUGUGUUAUUAAUGAAUUAAACAGUUUUUUUGAUACUUGGACAUCGGUAUAAUCCAGAGCUGUCCAUGAAAGAGUCAUGUCAAAACAAAACAAAUGAAAAACAAAGACAGAUAGGCAACUUCGAUUCUACCACUAGGGGUCAUAAACGGGCAUUUAAAUGGUUUUGUACCAACUGCAUCUGAUCUGGUGGAUUCCAGACAGCUGGCAACACACAACAGCUGUUUCCUUGUGAAUGGUUAGCAACUCCUUUUAGAUAAGGAACUGGUGAGUCUCAACAAGUAAUCACGGUAAGACACCUCUUUCGACCAUUUACAAAAUGCACAGUCCCUCUGGUGGCCUAGGUAUGUAAUGACAGUUUAACAUGUCUAACGUCAGUCUACUGUCAGGCGUCCAGAUUUGAGCUUCGUCCUCAAGUCCCGCAAUGCAUUCCUAAUUCCCUGCUGGUGCCCUCGAAAAUUUUAUAAACACUUCUUUAUUUGGGUUGUGAGAAAUAAUAGGGCUAUACCAUUUUUGUAAGUCGCCUUGGAUAAAGGCGGCUGCUAAAUAAACAAAUAAUAAUAUGUCUUAAACCGCAAGGUUAAGAUUUAAAUAGAAAUGACUAACUUACAACCGUGUUGUUAAUCACAUUUAGCAAAGUAACAGCACCUGUAACUCGCUGGAGGUUUAAUGUAGAUUGUUAAAUGUAAUUCAUUGUGUUAAAAUUGUAUUAAUGUGGUUUUAAAAUAAAAUUACAUAUUAAACGGUG
Acipenser ruthenus (sterlet) is the source of this 3207-nucleotide messenger RNA. RefSeq names its product cartilage-associated protein-like. The coding region runs from base 126 to 1427 and encodes 433 amino acids. Lineage: Eukaryota; Metazoa; Chordata; Actinopteri; Acipenseriformes; Acipenseridae. Gene Ontology annotation, cellular component: endoplasmic reticulum. Gene Ontology annotation, molecular function: collagen binding; protein binding. The record is from RefSeq and is a predicted model, not a curated record. Gene Ontology annotation, biological process: peptidyl-lysine hydroxylation; collagen fibril organization. The transcript is spliced from 7 exons.